AUGAAGGCUUAUCUGGUUCUUGGUAAAUCUCAUGUUUUGGGUAUAUCAAUAUCCGUUUAUGGACUGGGACUGAGAAAAACCAUAGUCCAAGUCCGGCAUCCCCACUUGUCCCCUUCCUACACCUGCAAUCUCCAAGCGGCAGUAGACGCCGCCUAUAACCGACCCUAUCUUAGCUCUCCGGAAUUCUUGCUAUGA
Messenger RNA from Botrytis fragariae, 195 nucleotides. RefSeq lists its product as uncharacterized. The record is from RefSeq and is a predicted model, not a curated record. The coding region runs from base 1 to 195 and encodes 64 amino acids. Lineage: Eukaryota; Fungi; Ascomycota; Leotiomycetes; Helotiales; Sclerotiniaceae. The transcript has 2 exons.